Colletotrichum chrysophilum is the source of this 2346-nucleotide messenger RNA. RefSeq lists its product as uncharacterized. Bases 1 to 2346 code for a protein of 781 amino acids. Gene Ontology annotation, molecular function: oligopeptide transmembrane transporter activity. Gene Ontology annotation, biological process: transmembrane transport. The record is from RefSeq and is a predicted model, not a curated record. The transcript has 4 exons. Lineage: Eukaryota; Fungi; Ascomycota; Sordariomycetes; Glomerellales; Glomerellaceae.
AUGACCUCUCCCGACUCAACACCCGUAGUGGUCGCCGAUGAGAAGCAUCAUGGCGUAGACGUGUCCCAGGCAGCCGACGACCUGGAGAGAUUUCAACGCGACCACCAAUGGGACCCCAAUCUUUCCCCUGAGAAGGCCGACAUGGUCAAGAAGGCGCUGCAAGAUGGAGAUUCUGAGGAGAUUAUCACCGCCGAUGCCAUCCUCACAGAGGAUUCGCCAUACGAAGAGGUCAGAGCUGCAGUCCGCAAUACCGACGGCGAAGAAGUCGCGAAUACGGUCCGCGCCUGGGUCCUUGGAAUGAUUUUCGUCACGAUCGGCAGUGGGCUGAACAUGUUCUUGAGUAUGAGGAGUCCGGCCAUCAAUUUUCCCUCAAUAAUCGUCCAGUUGCUUGUCUACCCGAUCGGUUGCUUGUGGGCGAAAGUAAUGCCAACGAAGGUGUUCAACACAUUCGGUCUUCAGUGGACUCUCAACACCGGACCUUUCACGAUCAAGGAGCACGUCGUCAUCACCCUGAUGUCCAACGUUUCGAUCAGCUACGCCUACAGCACCGACGCCCUUCUCGCACUGCAGGGCAAGCCCUUCUACGACAUCAACCUGGGAUGGGGCUUUCAACUGCUCUUCACACUCAGCUCUCAACUGAUUGGCAUCGGUCUCGCCGGUCUUUGCCGCAGAUUCCUCGUCUGGCCGUCCGCCAUGAUCUGGCCAAACCAGUUCGCCAACACGUCCCUCUUUUACGCCCUGCACGAUAAGAGCAAGAGUGACGGCACGCACAGCAAUGGUUGGGUCAUUAGCCGAUACCGAUACUUUUUCUACGUCCUCGGAGCCAUGUUCGUCUACUACUGGAUCCCUGGCGUUCUUUGGCAAGGUCUGUCGGUGUUCGCCUUCAUCACGUGGAUUAAGCCGAGCAACGUGGUGGUGAACCAACUCUUCGGAGGCUUCACUGGCCUCUCGCUGAUCCCCAUCACGUUUGACUGGACUUACGUCUCCGCGUAUCUUGGUGAUCCUCUCCUGUCUCCGACGCAUACUCAUAUCAACGUUCUGAUUGGACUCUUCGUCUUUGUCAUCCUCCCGACCAUCGGCAUCGCCUACACAGGCGCCCUUUUCUCGGAAUACCUACCCAUCAAUACCUCGCAGACGUACGAUAACACCCAAGGCAGCUAUAACGUGAGCAAGAUCCUUGGUGCAGGAUACACAUUUGACGAGGCGAAAUACAAAGAGUACUCGCCCCUCUUCCUUGCGCCAACCUUUGCCCUCAACUAUGGUCUUUCUUUCGCCGCUCUCACCGCAGCGAUUGUUCACACCGGUCUUUUCCACGGAAAGGAGAUUUGGUAUCGACUCAAGACGGCCCGCAACCAGGAGCCUGAUAUUCACAUGAAACUGAUGAAGAAAUAUCGCGAUGCGCCUGAGUGGUGGUAUGCUGUCCUUCUCGUCAUUGCCGUUGGCCUUGGUCUGGCUACGGCUGAGGGAUGGGACUCGCAACUACCCUGGUGGGCUUUCUUUGUCGCGAACUUCCUGGCGACAGCUUUCGUCGUCCCAACCUGCACGAUUCUGGCCAUCUCGAACUUGCCGCUCGCCCUCAACGUGCUCUCCCCGUUCUUGGCUGGAUUCAUGAUUCCAGGAAAGCCUAUCGGUGUCAUGAUCUUCAAAGUUUACAGCACAAUUACCCUUGGUCAGGCACAAACGUAUUCAGGCGAUCUCAAGAUGGCUCACUACAUGAAAAUCCCUCCACGCAUCACGUUUUGGUGCCAGGUCGUCGCUACCAUCUGGGCAGUCUUUGUGCAAAUCGCCGUGAUGAACUGGACCUUGGGCAAUAUUGAAGACUGUUGCGCGCUUCACCAAACCGCACACUUCACUUGCCCCAAUGGAAGAGCAUUCUUCUCGUCCUCCAUCGUCUGGGGAGUGAUUGGUCCUAGACGCAUGUUUGGAGCCGACUCCCUCUACCACAAAUUCAACUUCUUCUGGCUCAUUGGCGCGUGCCUUCCUGUCGUCUUCUACGUCAUGACAAAGGUCUUCAACCUCAAGUUUGUCCGAGCAUUCCAUGCCCCGGUCAUGCUUGGUGCUAUGGGCUGGCUGCCGCCUGCGACGCCACUCAGCUUCUCCAGCUGGGCCAUCGUUGGCCUCAUCUUCAACCACGGCAUUCGCAAGAGAUUCCAUGGCUGGUGGAGGAUGUACAACUACAUUACGGCCGCCGCCCUGGAUGCCGGUCUCAUCAUCAGCACUAUCGUUAUUUUCUUCGCCAUAACGCUGCCCAAUGUCACAAUACCCCAAUGGUGGGGGAAUGUCGAUGAUAACACCUGUGACGCAAUACCUCACUGCCGUAUCCCCUCAAUCAAGAUCGUCAACUAA